AUGAAUGUCGAGAGUAUUCUAGCAGCUGGGAGAUUCAGGGUGCUGAAUGAGCCGAGAGGGUUUAUAAGGAUUCUCCAGUGGGUUUUGGCUAUUGUCGCCUUUGCUACAUGCUCUGGUUAUACAGAAACUCUUACAUUUACGUCUCAUUGUAUUCCCGCUGGAGAAGAUGAUUCUGAAGCAAAAGUGACCGAUCAAAAGAUUAUAAUCGAGUACCCGUUCAAUAUUGCCAAAUCAAACAAGGACUUUCACAAAUUUGACGAUUCCUGCGAAACUGAAAUUCCUGUCACUCUUGCUGGAGAUGUCAGUCCAUCUGCGUCUUGGUACGUUUUUGUGGGAGUAAUUGCGUUUCUGUAUUGUAUGCUGGCUCUUGGAUACUACGUUUUCAUGGAACCAAAUCUUCGUGAAAACGACGAAAUCCCUGCUUACAACAACGUCGAUCUUGUCAUCACUGGCGUCCUCGUCUUCUUCUGGCUUACUGGUACAUCGACUAUGGCGUGGGGCAAGAACCAGCUCGACUUUAUCCUUACCCACGGAAACAUCGUCAAAGAAGCGGAACUCAAAGAUUUCUGCGAGAUCCCGAAUAAAUGCACAGUCACGGCGGCAACUUUUGUCAAAUUAAACGCGUCGGUUGCAUUUGGCUUUUUGAAUUUCUUCUUGUGGCUUGGAAGUCUUUGGUUCGUCUGGAAAGAAGCCUCCUUCUUCAAGCGAGCACCUCUGGCUUCUUCUCCCCCAGUUACCGCCUAA
This is a messenger RNA of Oikopleura dioica, 744 nucleotides long. The record is from the annotation of a GenBank genome assembly. NCBI's taxonomy places the organism in Eukaryota, Metazoa, Chordata, Appendicularia, Copelata, Oikopleuridae.